AUGGACAAAGUGCAGUCUGAACUAGCAGGCACGGAGCACCAAGAGAUUGACAGCCCCGCGGACCUCGACACUGAGCCGUAUGGGCCACCAGGUUUCCGCGGCAUCGCCGCAUCUCGCUAUGUCGCCUUGUGUGCCUCCUUCAGUGCCAUUGGUGGCCUCCUUUUCGGCUACGAUCAGGGCGUCAUUUCCGUCAUCCUCGUGAUGCCCGAGUUUCUCGGCCGAUUCGAGCAAGUUUCCGACACAGCAUCUGGCGCUGGAUUUUACAAGGGUCUUAUGACUGCGAUGAUUACCCUUGGCGCUUUCAUCGGUGCUCUGAAUCAGGGUUGGGUAGCCGACGCUUACUCUCGAAAGUAUUCGAUUAUGAUUGCCGUCGUCAUAUUUACGAUCGGAUCAGCACUACAGACUGCAGCAGUUGACUAUGCUAUGCUUGUCAUUGCUCGGCUAAUAGGUGGAAUCGGCAUCGGCAUGCUGAGCAUGGUAGUGCCUCUAUACAUCUCCGAGAUCUCGCCUCCGGAAAUCCGCGGCACUCUUCUCGUACUGGAAGAGCUGAGCAUCGUCUUCGGCAUUGUCGUCUCCUUCUGGAUCACGUACGGAACUCAGUACAUAAACUCUGACUGGUCCUGGCAACUACCUUUCCUCCUUCAGAUGGUCCCGGGCCUGUUUCUUGGAUUUGGUGCAAUCUUCCUCCCCUUUUCGCCUCGCUGGCUCGCCUCCAAAGGCCGCGAACAGGAUGCGCUCCACAACCUGGCUAGACUCAGGUGCCUGCCGCCAUCAGACUCAAAGGUUCAACGGGAAUGGCUAGAGAUCAUCACGGAAUCCAAAUUUCAACAGGGGAUCUUGGCAGAGCGUCAUCCGACGCUUGUCAAUGGCGGCACCGUGGAAAAGUUGAAGCUCGAGGUGGUGGCGUGGGGCGACUGCUUCAAGAAAGGCUGCUGGCGUCGAACCCAUGUUGGUGCGGGCCUCAUGUUCUUCCAGCAGUUUGUCGGUAUCAAUGCCCUCAUUUACUACAGCCCGACUCUCUUUGGCACCAUGGGCCUUGAUCACAACAUGCAGCUUAUCAUGUCAGGCGUACUGAACGUGACACAGCUCAUCGGUGUAUUGACUAGCCUUUGGACACUGGACAGCUUUGGCCGGCGCAAAAUAUUGAUGUAUGGAAGCGUUGGCAUGUUUAUCUCCCACUUUAUCAUCGCUAUCUUGGUUGGCCUCUACUCGCACAACUGGCCUGCCAAUACAGACAAGGGGUGGACGAGCGUUGCGUUCCUGCUGUUCUACAUGCUUGCCUUUGGUGCAAGCUGGGGACCCGUCCCCUGGGCCAUGCCAUCUGAAAUCUUCCCUUCGUCACUGCGGGCCAAGGGUGUCUCGAUCUCUACAUGUUCCAACUGGAUCAACAACUUCAUUGUUGGCUUAAUCACCCCGCCUUUGGUUCAGAACACCGGGUUCGGUGCCUACGUCUUCUUCGCGGUCUUUUGCUUCCUGUCGUUUGCAUGGACAUUCUACUUCGUGCCCGAGACAAAUGGAAAGAGCUUGGAGGAGAUGGACGAGGUGUUCAAGGAUCACAGCAGCGUUGAGGAGUUGGAGAAGAAGAAGAGGCUUCUGGCUGAGACUGUGCGCGAGCGGGCUGCUCAAAACACAUUUGCAUGA
Purpureocillium lilacinum is the source of this 1641-nucleotide messenger RNA. RefSeq lists its product as uncharacterized. The record is from RefSeq and is a predicted model, not a curated record. NCBI's taxonomy places the organism in Eukaryota, Fungi, Ascomycota, Sordariomycetes, Hypocreales, Ophiocordycipitaceae. Gene Ontology annotation, molecular function: carbohydrate:proton symporter activity. Gene Ontology annotation, cellular component: membrane. Gene Ontology annotation, biological process: transmembrane transport; carbohydrate transport.